Molecule: messenger RNA, 2177 nt
Organism: Platichthys flesus (European flounder)
Lineage: Eukaryota; Metazoa; Chordata; Actinopteri; Pleuronectiformes; Pleuronectidae
Gene: mul3
Product: mitochondrial ubiquitin ligase activator of nfkb 1-A
Exons: 5
Coding region: 104-928 (274 amino acids)
Biological process (GO): organelle organization; protein ubiquitination
Molecular function (GO): ubiquitin-protein transferase activity
Source: RefSeq, a predicted model, not a curated record
CGUGGACAAACAAGGAAGUAAAAACAGUCCGUCUAAAGCUUUUGUUUUCGGUUCGUGGGACCGGAGUUCAGACCGGUUAACCCACAACCUUUAAACAGACACCAUGAGUGACGGCCCUGUCAACACGCUGGUUCUGAUCGGUGUGGGAUCCAGCUUCGCCUUAUCCAGCCUGUUCUAUCGUUUAUAUCAAGAGAAGAAGAAGGAGCUGGAAAAGCUGAAGAAAAUACCCAUCUUCAAACCAGACAAACAUCUGGUCCAAGUACUGAAGGCGUCGCCCCACAGGAGACUCCAGUAUGUUGCUGUGGAAGGCCUGGUACAGGCGGACGGGGAGCCUCUGGCCAGCCGGUUCGUCCCACGAUGCUUUGGUGUGAUUCAGAAGAUCACCGUGGAGGAACACUGGAAAUACUGGAACAACCUCACCAGGACGUGGAAUUCUCGGACAAUGAAUAAGAAAGAGAGCAGCAACUCUGUGCCCUUCAGCCUGAUCAGCCCUGGAGCCUACAUGACUGACCUGUACGUGAAAGUGCAGAGCCCUCUGGAGGCCUGCGGCUGCCCCCUGGAGAGGGUUUACCACAAAGUGAGACGUUCGGAGGAGGGCUUGGUGAACCUGGCGUUGCAGGGCCUCAGCGGGGAGAAGCCUGAGGCGAUGGUGGAGAGCGAGGAGCUGCUGCGGGUGGGGAGCAUCCUGACCGGGUUCGGGGAGGUGGUGCUGGAGGGAGGCCAGGUGAUGAGGCUGCAGGCGCCGCAGGACGACCGCAAAUUCAUACUGGUAGCCACCGACUACAGGAGCUUUAUAGACAGGCACGAGAGUUCAGCCACCAUGUGGAAGACGCUCACUGCUGUCACCGGCCUCACCGGGGCGUCUCUUCUAGCAGGGGUCAUUUACAACUUAGUAGGAAAACAGGAUGGCAGGUCAAAGAAGGCUUGAGGAGGAGGGACCUGCAGUUUGGAUGACUGCUGAAGCUGUGUCAGUUUUUUGGGUGUAAAACGGCCUUAGGUGUUUUGUCAAGUUUGGUUCACAUCACAUGUUUUUGAUUUUGGAUGUUUUUGGAUAAAAAUACUGUCGCAGUUUUAGAUUUUUCACUGCAGACAAGUGCUUUCUAACUAAAGUGCAGGUGAGAUGCAAAACAUCUAUAUCGGCCGAAUGUCUUUUUUAUAGCUGGGCAAUAAUUCAAUAUUUAUAACAAUAGAAUUUGCAUCAAUAACAAUGUAACAAAGGUAAUGCAUUGUGUGAGCACUGAGGAGGUAUAACACAAAAUCUUGUUGUCAUAUACUAUCAGAUGCCGACUGAACUUUCAAUAUUAUUUAGAUUUUUGGAGUCCUAAAACAGGAUAGCAAGCAACAGUAUUUAUUGUUUGUGAUCCGACAGAUCCCAAGUCAAUAAUGUGUUAGAUUGUGUACUUUAAAAUAUUCUAUGGUAUUAUGUGGUAUUUUACUCGAGGUUUGUUGUGUUUUGCUCCUCAGAGCCUCCAAACUAAUCCGACCACUUCAGAAAUGUGUUAUCGUAUCUUUCUCAAUGAUAAGUCUCCAUAAUACACAAGUCCUAAACCUGAUGAUGUGAACCAAGUGUUUUAAGUGUUUGACUAUUUCAACUAUUUUUUCUGAUGCUGGUGUUGAACUCAGGGUCUGAUAAAGACAAUUGAAAAGUCGGUAAGUCUAAAAGUGUCGACAUAGCGAAGGUGAAUGGAGUCUUGAUUCAAGGUGAAUUCCUAACCGAUAAUGUCACUAAAGCUUAGUGAGGGAACAAAUCAUAGAUUUAAGUAUUUUACCCCCUAAGAUUGAUCAACUUUAAAAGUAAUAAAGUCAUAACUACUUUAUCAAGGGAACAUUGUAUUUUUAGAAUAAGUUUUUGCAGAACUGCAUUAUUGUGAGAAAUCUAAUUAAGCUAACAUUUUUAGGAUUGUUUUGCUUUUAUUUUUCUUUACAGGGCUUUUACUGUGAAUCGGAAUAAUUGUCAGACUGAGAUUCCAGACAGUAAAUCUGAAUAUACUCAGAUUAAGACCAAAUCGAUUUAGCUGCUUUUUUUCUACCUCUUAAAUCAAUAAGAUUUGACUCUAUUGCUGUUUGUCCUUUGGUCAGUUUGGAGAGGUUGAUGGAAACAAACACUGACGGAAGAAAUCCCUUCACAGGUGGUGGUUUUACUCGUAUCUGUAAUAAAAAUAUAUUUUCGAAUCAGA